CGGUCUGUGGACGAAGCCCGGAGCCGCACACCAGAGAACUAGGCGGCGUCCCCGGCGGCGGAGCGUGCAGAGAUUUCCUCUGGGUCAUCCAAAAUGGUUUUAAAACGUACUGGAUAAGAACUGAGCCACCUGCCUGUGUGGGACUUCUGUACUCUCGGCUCCACUGUCUUCGGAUGGCAUUUUGACCGCACCAAAGACAAGUGACCCACUGCUCAUGAUGAGUGACGAGAAGAACCUUGGGGUGUCCCAAAAACUGGUCUCACCUUCAAGGAGCACAAGUAGCUGCUCCUCCAAGCAGGGAAGUCGACAGGACAGCUGGGAAGUGGUGGAAGGGCUGAGAGGAGAGAUGAGUUACACCCAGGAGCCAGCCAUUCAAAAAGGAUUUUUGCUGAAAAAGAGGAAAUGGCCCUUGAAAGGUUGGCACAAGAGAUUUUUCUAUCUGGACAAAGGAAUCUUGAAAUAUGCCAAGAGCCAAACCGAUAUCGAGAGAGAGAAGCUGCACGGCUGCAUCGAUGUUGGGCUCUCGGUGAUGUCCGUGAAAAAGUCAUCAAAAUGCAUAGAUCUGGAUACCGAGGAGCACAUCUACCAUCUGAAGGUCAAGUCAGAAGAAAUCUUUGAUGAGUGGGUAUCCAAACUCCGCCACCACAGAAUGUAUCGUCAGAAUGAAAUCGCCAUGUUUCCACAUGAGGUUAAUCAUUACUUCCCCGGAUCCACUGUCACAGACUCAGCGUCUGGGGUCUUGGACUCCAUAUCAAGUAGGAAGCGUAGCAGUAUAUCAAAGCAGAACUCCAUUCAAACCGGAAGCAAUUUAUCAUUUUCUUGUGCUGGUGAGACGCGAGUUCCAUUAUGGUUACAGUCUUCAGAGGACAUGGAAAAAUGCUCCAAAGACCUGGCGCACUGUCAUGCCUUCCUGGUGGAAAUGAGCCAGCUCCUGCAGAGUAUGGACGUCCUGCACCGGACGUAUUCGGCGCCUGCCAUCAACGCCAUCCAGGGUACAGCUUUUGAAAGUCCCAAAAAGGAAAAAAGAUCUCACAGGAGGUGGCGGUCCAGAGCUAUUGGCAAAGACACUACAGGAACGCUGCAGGUCCCCAAACCUUUCUCUGGCCCAGUAAGACUGCAUUCCUCCAAUCCUAAUUUGUCAACAUUAGAUUUUGGAGAAGAGAAAAAUUACUCUGAUGGCUCUGAAACCUCGUCAGAGUUUUCUAAAAUGCAAGAAGACCUGUAUCAUAUUGCCCACAAAGUUUACUUCACUUUAAGGUCAGCUUUUAAUACCCUGUCAGCGGAGAGAGAGAAGAUGAAGCAGCUGAUGGAACAGGAUGUCUCCUCCCCACCCUCUGCCCAGGUCAUCGGCCUGAAACACGCCCUGUCAUCCGCCCUAGCACAAAACACAGACCUUAAAGAGCGCUUACGCAGAAUCCAUGCUGAGUCUCUGCUCCUCGAUUCCCCCGCUGCCGCCAAGUCGGGUGACAGUCUGGCAGAGGAAAACUCCAGAGAUGACAGCCGAGCUCUGGUCCAUCAGCUUUCCAACGAGAGUAGACUCUCCAUCACUGACUCCCUUUCCGAGUUUUUUGAUGCACAGGAAGUUCUUUUAUCUCCCAGCUCUUCAGAAAAUGAGAUUUCUGAAGAUGACUCCUAUGUCAGUGACAUCAGUGAUAACCUUUCCUUAGACAAUCUCAGUAAUGACCUAGAAAAUGAGAGACAGACCUUGGGGCCUGUGCUCGAAAGCGGCGGAGAAGCCAAGUCCAAGCGAAGAACUUGCUUGCCGGCACCGUGUCCCAGCGCCAGUGCCGUCAGCCUGUGGAACAUCCUGCGGAAUAACAUCGGGAAGGACCUGUCCAAAGUGGCCAUGCCCGUGGAGCUGAACGAGCCCCUGAACACGCUGCAGCGGCUGUGCGAGGAGCUCGAGUACAGCGAGCUCCUGGACAAGGCCGCCCAGAUCCCCAACGCCUUGGAAAGGAUGGUGUACGUGGCCGCCUUCGCUGUCUCAGCAUAUGCGUCUAGCUACUUCCGAGCUGGGAGCAAGCCCUUUAAUCCUGUUCUCGGAGAAACGUAUGAGUGUAUCCGUGAGGACAAAGGCUUCCAGUUUUUUUCAGAGCAGGUCAGCCACCAUCCACCUAUCUCUGCAUGUCACGCUGAGUCUGGAAAUUUUGUUUUCUGGCAAGAUGUGAGAUGGAAAAACAAAUUCUGGGGCAAAUCCAUGGAAAUUGUUCCUAUUGGCACAACCCAUGUGACUCUUCCAGCCUUCCGAGAUCAUUUUGAGUGGAACAAAGUGACCUCUUGCAUCCAUAACAUCUUAAGUGGCCAGAGAUGGAUCGAGCACUAUGGAGAGAUUGUCAUCAAGAACCUGAAUGAUGACUCCUGCCACUGCAAAGUGAAUUUUAUCAAGGCAAAAUACUGGAGCACUAACGCCCGUGAGAUUGAAGGCACAGUAUUUGACAAGGAUGGAAAAGUGGUGCAUCGGCUGUUCGGGAAAUGGCAUGAAAGCAUCUACUGUGGGGGAUCGUCCUCGUCCACGUGUGUCUGGAGAGCAAAUCCCAUGCCAAAAGGCUACGAGCAAUAUUAUGGCUUCACACAGUUUGCCCUGGAAUUAAAUGAAAUGGAUCCAUUGUCAAAGUCUUUAUUACCGCCUACUGACACUCGAUUUAGACCAGACCAAAGGUUCCUGGAGGAAGGGAACAUAGAAGAAGCUGAAAUACAAAAGCAGAGGAUCGAACAGCUGCAAAGAGAAAGGCGGCGGGUCUUAGAAGAAAACUGCGUGGAGCACCAGCCACGGUUUUUCAGGAAAUCCAGUGAUGACUCCUGGGUGAGCAAUGGCACCUAUUUGGAACUUAGAAAAGAUCUCGGUUUUUCCAAACUGGACCAUCCUGUCUUAUGGUGAAAAAGGAAAGAAGAAUGAUACACCCUUAUACUUCUCCUGUGUUUGCUUUCUGAAGCCACAAACCUGUGUCUAUGUACUUAGAAGAAAUUAUCUAGAAUGAUCACCUGUGCUUAGCUUAGCAUUGUAAGUAGUAAAGUAUGUCUUUUCUUCAGUAGGUUUCUUUACAAUUUCAAAUGUUAUCACAAUUGUUUAUAUGAAUGUAGAACACCUUGAUAUUUCAUUUUAUAUAUAAACUAUUUAAUAAACAUGCAAGAUUGAAUGUUAAUGUGUGGGUUAAAAAAGAAGCUUUAACACUAAUUUUCCAAAGGUUAGGAAAAUUCAAACUAAAUUUAUGCCUUAUAAAAUUGUUUUGGAGACAAAAAUUUAUCCAGGUGCAUUAAGAAAUAUGAAUACCCAAGGUUACUCACUCAUGCAUAAGCUACCCGAGUUUAAUUUGGUAACUCGGAUCGCUUUUGGCUCCAGCAGCUCUGGAAUGGCUCAUAGGAAACAAUUCUGCUGGUGCUGGAGUCUGAAGAAUAUUUGUAUUUGUAUUUUGGUAGUUGGGAGGAUGGUACAAGAGUAGUGGAAUGUAUAUUUUUAAUAUCGAACAGAUACGGCGCCUUCCUGAAGAGGAGGAAGCAUUUGAGCUCAUCCCUCCCUAGAGGUGUAUCGCCUUCUGUGCAAAAUUGUACCCUAUUAUGCAGAGAAAUUGUCAUCAAUCUGAGACAUUCCCAUUAAUUAAAUGCUAUAGUGGCAUCCCAGAGACAUGGUAGGAAAUUUCUCCUUAGUGAGAACUGAACUCUUGACAAGUUAAACUGUUUUCUGCUUCCCACCCCAACCCCUGGGUUCCUCACCCUUUACCAUAGCUCUGUGGAGUAUGGAAUGUUCCAGUUUAGCCUAAAACAUACAGUGCAUUCCACACAACAGUUUGACUUUCUAAAAGUUUAGCAAAAUAACGGAUUAUUUUAAAUAAUGCAUUUUUCUUAAAUACUGUUUUGAUAUUUUCUACCUCUUAAUAACACCAUAUUUUAGAUCUUGUAUAAAAAGUUUGACCAUCUGCCUUAUAGACAAAUGUAGAGAAUUGAUGUUCUUCUUUGUGUUGUGUUCUGAUAAAGCUUUGUCUUACCUCUUUCCUACACUUUCUUCUUACUCAUUUUACUCUUCUGUGAGUUUUGCAGCAGUCUUGAAUAAUACAGAUUAUAACCACUAAAAGGAGAAACUUUGUCUUUUUAAAUAUGUUACUUUAAUGUACAAUAAUACAAUUUGUGCAGUAGUUGAAGUGUGUUAUCAAAGCAAAGCCAACUUCUGCCCAGAUUACAUUAAAACCAAAGCCUAAUUUUUAAGCCUUUUAGUCUAAUGUCCAUAACAAUCCUAUGGAAUAUCAAGUAUAAUGGUGUAGUAAAAAGAUUUCUCCAGAAAACACUUACAGAUAAUUAAAUAAUUUCAGAGCGUGUAGAAUUCUGUGAAUGAAAAGUAGAAUUAAGUGAUGGGGAAAAAAGAAUGCAUGAUUUUUUCCAGUGUCACACCAAAUAAACAAGUAGUUGGACAGCACUGCAUUUUCAAAAUGAAGUUAUUUAAAGUGGGUCAGUAGCCUUUUGGACUCUGCAAGUGAUUAGCAUUUAAAAACAAUAAAUGGCUCAUUAAAUAUUACAUUCGUUCCUUCCAUAUCAGGAAAUCAAGAUGAAUACAAUGUGAAUAUCAUUUCCAUUUCUAAGCAGUUUAGAUGACACAGUCCAAUUCUUUGGUAUAUGUGCUUUGUUCUUUUCUUUUCAAACAUGUAUCCGAAUUCUCCUCACACACAGGAAGAAGCAUUCUGUAGAUUUAAGGAGACUCAAGGGAAAACCAAAUCUAGUUUUCACAUUAUGAAGGAAAAUGCAGACUUUGAGCAAUACUGACUACUAAAUAGGCCUCCUCCAGAAGCUGGCUCAAAAAAGACCAAAACAAAACAAAAACCCACCACAAGAAAAGCACGACAGGCAGCCUGAAUGGCUGUAGCUUUGUCAUACAGUAUCUGGAAAUGUUUUAAUUCUCCCGCUAUUUCAAUUGACCUUAUGCUUUAUUUUGGAAUCACAAGCAUAAGUGGACCAAAUACCACCUUGGUAGUCAUCUUAUUUGAGAUGCAAGUGGAGAUAAAUUAGAAUAUGAUAUGGAACCGUAUGCAAAUUUAAAAAGCUACUGGUCAGUAGUACCAGCCCUAUGAAGGGCGUUUCUGAAAUUUAAAUAGCUUAGUGAUAUUAGUGAUAUUAUAAUAGCAUCCUGUUAUUAUAGUCUUAAAACUACCUUGAAGGGGAAAUGGUUUCUUUUUUCCUUCAGUCCCUUUUCUCCAUAGCACCUUCCCAUCUCAUCUGUAGCUCAAGGGCUUUUUCUACUUUUAAGACAAAGAAAACAGAAACAUGUUGUUCUUUGGGAAGAAUGAGGGUAGAAUUUAACUUUCUGGACUUUGAAAAUCCCAAUCCAAUAAUUGCGAUCACCGUGCCAUCUGAGAUAUAUGCUUUAACCUCCAUAUUCUUCCUGAUUAUUCUAUCCCAAAUUGAUGGUGAAUUACAUAUGUAUUCUUGAAAAUGGGAUUCUGGGCAUUCUUGUACUUCGGAUGUCCCUGUGGCCACUAUCGAUUACCCCAAGCUGCAGGAGAUCCUUCUGGAAGAGUCCAGCAGCCUCCGGUGUGGCCUGACAGCAGAUCCCUUCGGCUGCAGGCCCCAGAGCAGAGGCUGGUAUUUACCUGAGUCAAAUGUAAUCAUCGGAAUCCCAAUGUGGCUCUCCCGGCCCUUCACCCCUCAGAAGUCAAGCUGGUUCCGGGACUAACUGAACAGCUGAGUUCACUUUAGGACAA
Messenger RNA from Enhydra lutris kenyoni (northern sea otter), 5687 nucleotides. RefSeq names its product oxysterol binding protein like 3. The record is from RefSeq and is a predicted model, not a curated record. Gene Ontology annotation, molecular function: cholesterol binding. The transcript is spliced from 23 exons. Gene Ontology annotation, cellular component: intracellular membrane-bounded organelle; perinuclear endoplasmic reticulum; plasma membrane. Lineage: Eukaryota; Metazoa; Chordata; Mammalia; Carnivora; Mustelidae. Bases 215 to 2878 code for a protein of 887 amino acids.